Messenger RNA from Lipotes vexillifer (Yangtze River dolphin), 5274 nucleotides. RefSeq names its product synemin (gene SYNM). Gene Ontology annotation, molecular function: vinculin binding; structural constituent of cytoskeleton; intermediate filament binding. Gene Ontology annotation, cellular component: sarcolemma; neurofilament cytoskeleton; intermediate filament. The coding region runs from base 121 to 4797 and encodes 1558 amino acids. The transcript is spliced from 4 exons. The record is from RefSeq and is a predicted model, not a curated record. Lineage: Eukaryota; Metazoa; Chordata; Mammalia; Artiodactyla; Lipotidae. Gene Ontology annotation, biological process: intermediate filament cytoskeleton organization; fast-twitch skeletal muscle fiber contraction.
AGCUCCCGCCCCAGCCUGCGGUCCUCCGGAGUGGCGGUGCGGCGGGAGCGGCACAGCAGAGGGGACAAGACCAGGGUAGGAGGAAACUGGCCGGCUGGGAGAGACCCGUACACCAUCAAGAUGCUGUCCUGGCGGCUGCAAACGGGCUCCGAGAAGGCCGAGCUGCAGGAGCUCAACGCCCGGCUGUACGACUACGUGUGCCGGGUACGGGAGCUGGAGCGCGAAAACCUGCUCCUGGAGGAGGAGCUGCGCGGCCGGCAUGGGUAUGAGGGCCUGUGGGCCGAGGCGCAAGCCCGCUUCGCCAAGGAGGCGCGCAGCCUGCGGCAGCACCUAGACGAACUGAGCUGGGCCGCAGCGCUGGCCGAGGGCGAGCGCGACGCGCUGCGGCGCGAGCUGCGGGAGCUGCAGCUGCUGGGCGAGGAGGCACGAGCAGCCCGCGGCCGCCUGGACGCCGAGCUGGACGCGCAGCGGCGGGAGCUGCAGGAGGAGUUGGGCGCGCGCGCCGCCCUUGAGGCGUUGCUGGGCCGGCUUCAGGCCGAGCGCCGCGGCCUAGGCGAGGCCCACGAACGCGACGUGCGGGAGCUGCGCGCGCGCGCCGCCGGCCUGACCCUGCGCUACCGCGCCCGCGCCGCCGGCCCCACCGCGCCCCCACCGCGCAUGCGGGAGGUCUACGACGGCUACGCGCUGCUUGUGGCCGAGUCGUGGCGGGAGACCGUGCAGCUGUACGAGGACGAAGUGCGCGAGCUGGAGGAGGCGCUGCGGCGCGGCCAGGAUAGCCGGCGCGAGGCCGAGGAGGAGACGCGGCUGUGCGCGCAGGAGGCGGAGGCGCUGCGGCGUGAGGCGCUCGAGUUGGAGCAGCUGCGGGCGCUGCUGGAGGAUGAGCUGCUGCGGGUGCGCGAGGCGUACGAGCUGCAGGCAGAGGAGCGGCAGAGAGAGAUCGCCUGCCUGGAGGAUGAGAAGGCAGCCCUUACCUUGGCCAUGGCUGACCGGCUGCGGGACUAUCAGGAGCUCGUGCAGGUGAAGACUAGCCUCAGUCUGGAGGUGGCAACCUAUAGAGCCUUACUGGAAGGAGAAAGUAAUCCGGAGAUACAGAUCUUGACUGAGCGCAUUGAAAAUGUGCCACAAGAAUUCAGAAACAAGCCCUAUCAAUAUACCACCUCAGUAUUACAGAGGGAAAACGAAAGAAAUCUGUUUCCAAGGCAGAAAGCACAUUCGGCGAGCUUCAAUCACAGCCUGGUGCCACGUUCUCAGACGGCUGUUAGAAGCGCUGCCAGAAGAGACUUCCUGGGCUCCAGAUACUCUUCCUUUAUCACUGCCCAGCAGGAAAACUCUUAUGAAAAAACUGCCAGCAGUCAAACCAACUUCAGAAAUUUCUCUCCAACCCCUGGUCUUUUAAGAAAUACUGAAGCUCAAGUCAAAACAUUCCCUGAUAGACCAAGAACUGAAGGUAUAAAGGGCGCCCCCACUAGUUUAGCCAAAGAGUCCGCCGUUGCCCAAGAGUCCUACCAAGAACGCCAGGACAGUGUGGUGGCAGGUGCUCCCGAGAGCACUUGGUCAAAUGAGAGGACCGUCAUUUUGGGAAAGAAAAUGGAAGCUAAAGCCACAAGGGAGCAGGAGAGAAACAGACCGAGAACCAUCCAAACAAAGCGAGAAGAGAAAAUGUUUGAUUCUAAAGAGAAGGCUUCAGAGGAGAGAAACUUAAGGUGGGAAGAACUUACAAAGUUAGAUAAAGAAGCAAGAAAGAGAGAAAGCCAGCAAAUGAAGGAAAAGGCAAGAGAGGAGUCACUGAAGGAGAAGCGUGUGAGGGAGAGCGAGAUACCGAUCAGUCUAGAAGUAUCCCAGGACAGCACAGCAGAGGCGGCCCCCCAGGGUCUCCAGACACCCCUAAAGAAGGACGCUGGUGAUGGAGCACGUAGAGGGGUGGAAACGAGAGAGGCAGGGCUCAGGCUGGGCACCAGCGACACUGCAGGCUCUCUGAAAGGUAAUUCCAUGACCGAAACCAUAGCUGAGAACAUCGUUUCCAGUAUCCUGAAACAGUUUACCCACUCUCCCGAGACAGAAGCAUCUGCUGAUUCUUUUCCAGACACAAAAGUCACUUACGUGGACAGGAAAGAGCUUCCCGGUGACAGGAAAACGAAGACUGAGAUAGUCGUGGAGUCAAAACUGACUGAAGAGGUGGACAUUUCAGAUGAAGCUGGCCUGGACUACCUGUUAAGCAAGGAGGCUAAGGAGGUGAAGCUGAAAGGAAAAUCAGCUGAGCAUUUGAUCGGAGAUAUAAUCAGUCUUGGUCUGAAGGGGAGAGAGGGGAGAGCAAAGGUCGUCAACGUGGAGAUCAUCGAAGAGCCCGUGAGCUAUGUCAGUGGCGAGAAGGCGGAUGAGUUUUCUACACCAUUCGAAGUGGAGGAGGUCGAUGACGUGUCUUCGGGCUCCAAGGGGCUUGUUGAGGAGGAAGUUUACAAAGAAACAGAUAUCACGUGCCCAGGGAAUGAAGGUCAAAAGACCAGGCAGCCCCAAGAGAACAUAACUCACUUUGAAGAAGUGACGGAGGCAGGUGACUUGGAGGGAGAGCAGAGUUAUUUGGUGUCGACUCCGGACGAAUACCCUGGUGGCCAUGAGAGAGAUGAAGGCCCUGUGUACGGGCAGAUCCACAUCGAAGAGGAAUCCACCAUCAGGUAUUCCUGGCAAGAUGAAAUUGUGCCAGGGUCUCGGAGAAGAAUGGAGAGAGAUGAUGCUUUGGGAGAGAAGGUUGUGAAGCCACUGGAUGUUCCAGAAGCAUCUCUGGAGGGGGACAUGGGUUCUACUCACUGGAAAGGACAAGCGAGAAGUGGUGAAUUUCAUGCUGAACCCAUAGUCAUUGAAAAGGAAAUUAAAAUACCACAUGAAUUCCACGCAUCCAUUAAGGGAGGCUUCAAGGAGCCCAGGCACCAGCUGGUGGAAGUGAUUGAGCAGCUGGAGGAGAGCCUUCCAGAGCGCAUGAAGGAAGAGCUGUCCACCUUCACCAGAGAGGGUCAGGGCGGGCCCGGGGGUGGUUCCGUUGAUGUAAAGAAAGUCCAGACCGCGGGUGGCGGGGCUGUGACCUUAGUGGCCGAAGUCAGCCUCUUGCAGACGGUGGAUGCCGAUCAGUUAGACCUGGAGGAGCUGAGCAGGGAUGAAGCGGGUGAGAUCGAGAAGGCCGUGGAGUCGGUGGUACGAGACGGCCUGGCUAGGCGGCACAGGCUGGCCCCUGGCAGCCCAGAUGGGGAGGCCAGAACGGACGCCCCGGCUGCUAGCCGCGGCUUCAAGCGCUGGGCCACCCAGGAGCUGUACAGGCCCUCUGGUGAGGAGGCCGACGCCGGCCGGGCCUCUCCCCGCACAGAGCUGGUCACUUCCCAGGGCCCCGUGUCGGCCUCCGUGGAAGUCACCAGCCCAAGGGGCUUUGCCCAGUCACAUGUGCUGGAGGAUGUUAGUCAGUCUGUGAGGCACGUUCAAAUAGAGCCCCCUGGAACUUGGAGGACUGAGCAAGUCUCACCUGAAGGACCCGCCGCCCAGGUGGUGGAGAUAAGUGGGGAAGGUGACCUGAGUUGGGCAGCAAGCUCGGCGGGAGCCAGCUUGUCUGCAAGGCAUCUUACGUUGGGUCCUGAUCAAAGUCAAUUGUCCAAAGAAGUCUUCUUCCCAGGGCCUGACCCUCCCUGUCCGGGGGCCGGGGACUCAGAAGAGCCUGGCCCGGCAGAGGUUUCCACAGAUCCUGACAGAUCGGGGAGGCACAGCCCAUUUGGCUCCCAACAAUUUCAUUCUAAGAGGGAAAUUAUUUUUCAGGCUCCCGCUUCUGAGGCAGGGAAGGUUGGUGAUUAUUUUUCAGAAGAAGAGUCAGCGGGUACCCAGACUUCUGUGAAGCACCUUCAGUUAGGCCUCAGGGAGGGGUUCAGUGAGCAGAUCCAGCUCACAGCCCCCCUUUCAGACAGAAUGGAGUUGAGUGUCAGAGAAGCUUCUGUGCACACGGAAGUGUGGUCAGGGAAUGGCACAUCCAUCAGGCACAUCAAGACCGUGCCUCAGAGGCAUCAGGGCACCGAGCAGAUAGUUCCCCCACCCUCGGAAUUUAGCGAUUCAGAAAGCAAAGCCUAUGGAGAGGGCUCGGCAGACGUGACCCAGGCCACCCGUAGUUAUGCUGUGGGUAGGAGAAUCCUGAUGACUGAGAAGAGCACCUUCCAGAGGGCUGUUUCUGAAUCGUCUCAGGAGGCUAGUUCAGGAGACACGUCAGGGGCAGAAGCGACAUCAGGUGUGAGCAGUUCCUUUAGGCAUAUCCAGCUGGGUCCUGCAGAAACCAACACCUCUGCACAAGUUGUCUUCCACGGACCCAUUUCCAAAACAUUUGCACUUGCUGGUUCGGUGGACUCCCCUGAGAUAGGCGAGGUCGCAGACAGUGGCAGAACACUAAGGCACGUUGCCCUGGGGCACAAAGAAACUUCGUUUACCUUUCAGAUGGACGUGAGUAACGUAGAGACGACCCCCCGCUGGACCCGAGAGGCCACAGUCCUCUUCCCCGCAGGGACAGAAGCAGAAGCUCAUAGUGUGUCUGACCGUGAUGCUUGGAGAGAUGCCAGCAGUAGGAAUGACCUGGCAGCUGGCGUGAGCUUUCAGGGCUCUGCUGGGGACAAACACCAGGCCCCCGGGGAAAAGGGCAAGGAGCAGGCCGAGUUUGAUAAGAUGGUGCAGCUGCAGAGGAUGGUAGACCAAAGGUCAGUGAUUUCGGAUGAAAAGAAGGUUGCCCUCCUCUAUCUAGACAAUCAGGAGGAGGAGAAUGAGGGACACUGGUUUUGAUAAACAUAUUUUGUUUUAAAUGCCAUCUUAUUGGGUAACAUACGACACACAAAGGCCUUUACUUCCUUUAGGGGAGGGAGGCACACUCUUUAUUAAAACCUUCCCCCUUUUUUACUUACUUUAAAGAGUGCUCCAGGCAAUGUCAAUUUACUUGAUAAUUGUAAAGAUAUCAAACUAAUUCAUGCCUUAAAAGGCUUUGGAAUUUUAUUAAGUUGGAACUUUGAGAAAAAUAUUUUUUAUCUUUUUAGUCUUAAAAGUCCCUUGUUCUGGAGUUUUCUUUCUACUCUACCAUUCUUGCACCAGGUCACAGAAAUGCCUCACAUCUGUUUGAAACUAUAGCUAGGUAAGAUGCCUAAAUGGUAAUGAGAUUAAAGUAAUAUAUUUAAGAGUAAAUUUUAUUUGCAUGUGCUAACAUGAAAUAGUAAACUAACAUUUUAAGGGAAAAAUGAAUACAUUUUUCUCUUUCCAAAGUCUUUU